AUGGUGGCGGAGGGAAGGCCAGCGAACCAGAGGAAGGAGAAAUCGCCUGAGAAGCUGGCGGCGAAGCCGGGAAGGCCACCGACAGAAGAGAAGCAGAGCGGCAACGGCGACGUCUUUUGUCUCGUGAACCCUAGGCACGUGGCAUCUCCGUUGGACCAAACGGGCUUGUCUGAAAGUUCAAACGAUCCAGCGACAAGGUUGGAAAAAGAAAAGAGACCUCAUUGGCUCAUUUUGGGCCGAGAGUAUUUACAGAGUGGGUCGGCAUUUGGGAUGGAGGAGUAG
Molecule: messenger RNA, 282 nt
Organism: Linum trigynum
Lineage: Eukaryota; Viridiplantae; Streptophyta; Magnoliopsida; Malpighiales; Linaceae
Source: the annotation of a GenBank genome assembly